CUCAUUCUUAGCUUCUUGUAACAACACAAGGACCGAUAUUUUGCGUCAGCUUCUCAAAAAUGAAGGCUUUCAUCUUGGUUGCUUUGCUUGUGGUUUUUGCUGUCGUGGUGAUGGCAGAUGAUGACGAAGAGAAAAGACGCUGGGGUUGGGGGCACAAGGUAAAUUUAUGAAAUGUUUCCAUUUUCGGGGAUUCUAUAAUCAUAAAAUUAAAAAUUGUGCAAAUUGUAAAUGUAAGUUGGGCAAAAGAUGGAGGAAAUAAAUUAAAAACAGCAAAAUUUCAAAAAUAUGUGUGUUAAUGGUCGAAAAUGCAAGAAAUAUAUAAGCUUUCCAAAAAAAAUUUAAUCCCUUUCAGUUUCAGGGUGGGCCCUCCGUCGACAAAAGUUUAAAAAUUUAUUUAUUUGAUAUAGAAUAUUUUCGAAUACUUAUGGCCCUGUCACACUAUUGCAUAUCGUAUGACUGCGUAUGGAAAAUACUCUGGUAUAAGCUAGGGAUACGUUAGGCAUUUUGGUUGUAUUGGCGCUUCAGGCGAGGUGGCAUACGGGCAUAUACAGGGUGUAUCAAAAUAAACGCAAUUCAUCUUUUGUGCUUAAUAACUUUCGAAAAACUAUUUCUAGUUAAACGCUUUUAGGCUUACUUCAAAGCCUGCUCUUUUCUCUUUCAAACAAACUAUUAUCCUUGUCUCCAAUGCUAGUAAUAAUUGCACAGGAAAAGAUUUAGUAAAACCUAUCAUUUUUAGUUGCUGUUUAAUUAUGCAAGUUUACUAUGUUAUUGUUUAGUCGGUUUAAAUGUUAGAAUUUUCUUCUCUAAACUUUAAUGUUGUCGUCACUACAUCUGAAAAACCACGUAUAAGAACAAAUUAAAAGUAUUUUAAAAGAGACCAGGUUGUUUUAAAAUCCUAAACGAAUGCUAAAAAUCGUCAAAACAUUCUGGUGUCUGAGCCAGAGUGUCAUCGAAUUGCGAUGUAAUGUAAACAGAAAUUAUAGCAAGUUGAUGUCAGUCAGCUUAGAUGGUCCAAGCCAAAAUUAUAUCGCAUUUGAAGUUUCAAACUGAGUUAAAAAUAGUGGAAGAAAAGCCGUAAUUAUACUUAUUGUUACAAUCCAUUUAAUAAAAUGCAACAUUUUUUUGUUUUAAUGAAAUUUUCAUGAGAACGUUUAGUUAUUCCAUCUCAAUUUUUUUAAUCUCCAAUCGCAAUAACGUAAAGUAUUAUUACCCGCGAACCAAUGAGUCAAAUUUAAGAAACAACCCACUGUUAGAAAGCGGAAUGGCUACGCUUUAAAAUGAAUGUAAACUUUAACGUUUUCGUCUAUUAUUUGUUUAGCAAUUUAUAUUUCAAUCGAGGAUUGCGCUUUUCAUGUUUUGAUACACCCUGUAUGAGCAUGGAAAGCCUUUUGAAUGAUGGUUUUUAAGGCGAAUUUCAGCCCUUUUAAUUGAAAAAACUAACUAGGAAAAUCAAUUAAGCAUGAUUCAAAAUCAGCAAACUCAAUGUUUUUAACAUUAAAAAUGUUUUAAAAUGUUAAAAACAUGAAGUUUGCCGAUCUUGAAUUAUGCUUAAUUGACUUUCCUAGUUAGUUUUUUCAAUUAAAAGGGCUGAAAUGCGCCUUAAAAAACAUCGUUCAAAAGGCUGAACUGUGCCUUUAAAUAUUUUGUGCGUAUAUGCGGACGUAUGCAUGGUUUAUACGCUGCUCGUAUAUGUUUCUCUCAUACGCAAUAGUGUGUGUGAUAGGGCCUUUACUGUAGGGCGCCUCUAGCUGCUCCAUUUCAGCUCACGGAGCGCAGUUUUCCCGGCUUGACAGUUUUGUUAGUGCUCGCGUGUACACCGAUCAUGUCAAGAUAUUGUGAAGUAUGGGAUGUAUUUGGUGAAACUCAAUCAAAACGACUGCAAAAGCUGCAAAAUAGAGCGGCAAGAAUUAUUCUGAAUAUAAGCAAUGACGUAGACAGGACGUAGAAAACUAAAGGAAGAAAACUAAAGCAAGAAUGAUGUAUAAGUUAUUAAACAAAAUGGGCCCAAAAUCACUCACAAAUCUAUUUUCGUUUAAGAGUGAGAAAACUAAUUACCACCUUCGGGAUGUCUUUAUUUACCAAAACCACGUACAAAUAGCAUGAAAAAUAGUUUUAUGUACGACGGAGCAAACAUUUGGAAUUCUAUACCAAAAGAAAUUAGGGAAAGCAAGUCACUUUCUUCCUUUCGAAAUAAAAUCGCUGCUCACAUUAGUGCUUGGUAACCUUUGUAAAUAUAAUUUACCUGUAAAUAACUCAAAACAUUUGUUAUAUCUUUUAAAUUUAUAUAUUACUGUAAAUAGCUUAGCUUAUCAUUAUCAUAUUCUGCAUGUAAAAUAAUUAUCUGGCACACGCCCCCCGUGGAAAUCAGCUACGGUUGACGGGGUCAGCGUGGAUAAAUAAAGUUCUACUACUACUACUACUACUACUACUACUACUACUACUACUACUACUACCACCACCACCACCACCACCACCACCACCACCACCACCCACCACCACCACCACCACCACCACCACCACCACCACCACCACCACCACCACCACCGCCACCACCAGAUUCGGCGAUGCAGAAUACCAAGUAUUUCAUCUAUGACUAUGCUGACUAUGACUAUAUAUAUGUGUUGACCCUGAAACACAAUUCUGCGUUCGUUUGCACUCUUUAGUCAGAACUAGUUUUGUCGAGUACGAGGUUCGAAGUCUAGCUAGUAUAUGAAUACCUGUCGUUGUCUCCAGUUAAAUAAACUGCCAUGCCCGCCGUGUGAGAAAUCACUAACUUGAAAAGACGAAAUCAGUAGCAGAAAAAAUGACCUCAUCGAGCCGGGAAUAGGCAGAAUGCAGCCUUCCUGGCCGCUUGUUCAGAGAAAUUUUCAAUCAAAAGUUGCUCCGUAGACGUAGCUUUUCGUAAACGACAAACGUCAGGCAAGGAAAAAUUUUACGCUAUAAAGCAAUAAAAAUUAGUAAAUGGGCUUGUUGUUUUACAACUAGAUCAGUACAAGGAUAUUCACCGAGACGCGAAAACAAAACAAAAGUGGCCAGGAAAAAAACAAAGAAAAUAAACCAAUAACCAUUUGUAUUACAGUUGACAAACAACUCCCGUAUUAAUAGUUGCAAACAAAACGGCAGCACAUAGGAUUUUGACCAAGUCGUAAAAAUUUUUCCCGGAAAUAUUGUCGGGGAGGGAGGUCAAAAAAAUUUUCCGGAUUAAUAUAGUCAAAAAUAUUUUUCCGGACUAAUAUAAGCAUAUUCAAAAUUUUUCGACCAAUAUAAGCAAUGCUUCCGAUUUUUUCACCGCAAAUGUAACUGAAGCUUUAAAAUUGUUAAAAGUGUGAACCAUUUCAUUAAUUUUAACAUCUUCGACCAUCUUAUAUUCCAAACUUUUAUCAAAUUUUUCCGAGUUUUACCUUCAAUUUUAAGCAAAUAUCAGUUCCAUUUUGACCAACUUUGGGCAAAUAUCAGUUCCAUUUUGAACAAGUUUGACCAACGUUUGAAUUAUUGGGGGGUGUACACCCCCCACACCCCCUAUAGCGACGUCCCUGAAUUAUUUGGCGAUGCUUCCGCGAGGAAUAUGUCAUCUGCUGGCAUAUGUUUUUUUUAUUAAUAUAAAAUUAAUAAACAAUAUUUUGCCUGAGAUUUUGACAAUUUUAGCGCGUUUUUCUUGAAAUUUGAGUGUUUUCAAUGUAUAUAUAUAGAACAGGUAUGGUAUUACGAAUGUAUAGACUGGUGUUUGUAUCAAGUUGUUUUCCGUUUUUUAUAUUCUGCAAAGAUGAUUCCGAAAUGUUAAAGGCUUUCGAAGAAACUAUCGAAUUUUCCCAUGAUGUUUUGCAGAGAAACGUCACAGCUGCAACCCCCCACCCUACCCCCAAACGAACAUAUGAUGUUUCUCGUGGACAAAAUCGAUAUGUGAGGCUUCCCUUAGCAAAAUAAUUGCUCGUCCGUAACCGGAACACAGAUAUCUUAUAUACACUAGAUAUAGCUCAUCUCUUUUAGCAAAAUUGAAGCCAAGAAUAUUCCAGCGGUUACCCCCAUUUGAAUAGAUGGCGGCCAUGUUGGAGUUUCCCACUCGCUAAUAAACGCUUAAAAAACAAUAACUUUCAUCAUUUGAAUAGUUUGAAAAUGUAUUUGGAAUAGGUUUAACUUAAUGUUUAAGUUCCCUGUUUAAGAAACAGAAAACAUUGAUACGAGUCUUCUCAUUUCAUGGGAAUAUCCCGAGUCUGCAAUCACGGCUUCAAUUUUUGAAUUGCAGAAUAACUAGAUGCACUAUCUAGUACAUGUAUAUAAGAUAUCUAUGAACCGGAAUGGCAGGAGACGUUUUGUUUUGGUUCGGAGGUGCAAGGAUAUUCGGAGCUCAGCAACCAAUCAAAUUGGGCGAAAAGCACUAUUAUAUCCACGUCCCGAAUUAAUUCGAGUCAAACCCUGGUUACCCCAAUUUCGUUGUGUAAACAAGAAGCUUAAAUUAAAACGAAAUAGAUAGUUUAAAGUAAAAUGGCCAGAUUAAUUAAAAUUAGGCGUGUGUAACAUGGGAUGCAUUUUGGUAAAAUGCCCCACAUAACACCAAUUUUAUAUUUUAGAAAUGUAAAUCAGACAGUGAUUGUCGUAAAGGGGUGUGCUGCAGAGGCCGUUGCCGUAUGAGAUGUAUCAAGGUAAAUGGCUAAACUAAACUGACUUAUUUAUAGAUUUAUCGGUUCCAAGUUGCUCUCCCAGGCUGGAGGUCCAAUAAUGGUCGUCCCUUAGUACAGGAGGAAACAUACGCUAAAUUAACUUUAUUCACAGUUCUAAACUGUUCACUCUAAAGGUCUAGUAAGACCCAUCCCCUAUUGAUGUACUAUUUGCACCAUAACGUGUUGUAUCGCACAUACAACACGGACGCGAAUGUUGUUGCAUGUACCGCUUGUGAAACAUCUUGAUGAGAACAUUCGUAUUCUUCAACAAUUUAUAAUAAAUUAAUGAUAUUUGGUGAGAAAAUUGAACUUAAAUUUAUGUUAUAAAUCAGCAUGAAGUCAAAUUGAAACAACCAAUUAUGAGUUACGUAUAUCUUUUAUUGUUCAGUAUAUUAAUGUUCUGUUUCCCCCUAAUUCAUUUGGUUUUUGCAGAAAUGUAAAUCCGAAGAUGAUUGCAAUGAAGGACAAUGCUGUCUGAAAUAUCGUUCAACUUAUCGUUACGGAAAGUGCAGUGCUUAUUUACAAGAAGGAGAUAAAUGUUACAAGGUGGCUAUCAUAUAUCUUUAUAGCAGGGUGCGACCAGUCAGCUCUCUCUCUAUACCGUAAACCUCCGAAUAUAAGCCCCCGGAAUAUAAUCCCCCUCUCGGAAUAUAAGCCCCCUCCCGGAAUAUAAGCCCCCCCCCCGUGUGUAAGCCCACCAUAUUCACUAAUGCUUAGGCCAUUCCAAAUAUAAGCCCUCUUGAAUAUAUGCCCCUCCAUUCCCUCCGUGUAUAAGCCCAUGGGCUUAUUAUUGGACAGGUAUUUAUUAACGUAGCAACGGGGAGUCCAACAACUCAGACAAGUGACGAUAAUCACAUUAUAAUAUGUUAACCAAGUUGUUUUAUUAUGUGUUGUAUGUUGUAUGUUUAUAUUUCUUUUCGUUCACAGCAUGCAUUACAGGUACAUGCAAUAAAUAUUAUUAUAAAAUAACAUGUAUACAUAUAACGCGUGCUCUGAUUGGCCGAAACCCGUGUUUGGAUCAGGCCAUCCAAACACGGAAAUUUAAAGUGCCUUCGCGGGAAUUUUAAACCCUGUUGUUAUUUUAUAAAACAAUUACUUUAUGGUUUCCGUGUUCGAAUGGCCUGAUCCAAACACUUGGGAAUGUUGCUCGAGUUAAGAAAAGCGCGCGCUUUUCUUAACUCUCGCAACAUUCCCGCGUGUUUGGAUCAGGCCAUCCAAACACGGAAACCAUAAAGUAAUUGUAUAUUACCAACAUCAAAUGUCGUCCGUAUAGUAUAUAAGGCUCCCCCCCUCCAUGUAUAAGCCCAUCAAAAAAUGCUUAUGAACGAGGUUUACGGUAUAUAUGGAGCAACAAGAACUUCAGUCAUGCGCCCUAUGAGAAAAGUGAGGCCAAGAUGGCGGAUCGAAAUUAACGUCCAGUAACCAAGAUCUAUUCACAGGGGCGUCGGAAGCGAGGGGGGGCACCACUUUUUUAGUUGGGGGACCGAAAUGACUUUGGCCCCCUCCCUCACUUUUUAACAAUGGUAAAUAAUAAAUCACAAAAUUAAUUGAUAUUUUAAUUCAGUUGUGGGUGUAGACAAAAUAGAUAUUUUAUGACUUUUUGUUACCUUUAGAACUCUUUAAAUCUUCUUCUAAACUGCAGGAAAUGGCAUUUUAGAGACUCUAGUUUUAAAAUUUUCCCGGGAGCAUGCCCCGAACCCCCUAAAUUGUCACGCCCCUUCGGCUGCCGCUAAGUGUGCCCCCCCCCACUUUUAGAGCCACUCCGACACCCCUGGCUAUUGUAUAGCUAUGAAAGUCGUGAACAUUAAUCAAAUACCAUUUUCCCCAGCUAAUUCUAGUUUUUUUCUACUGGAAGUCCGGACCGUAUCGCUAAACAAGUUAUCAGUUUAUAAAAUCAUAAUAUUAGUUUUUAAAUCAAGGUCAAAACACGAAAUUGCGGCACCGCUCCUUGAAGCUUCGUUUUAACCGCGCAGACAAAAACAAUUGAAAAGGGACUGGAACUGACGCCCAAUAGCUCCAUCUUGCCUAAACUUUUUGGACUUGCAUUCUCACUCUGGGUAUAUAUGGAGCUCUACAACAUGUAGCAAUAGAUUUCACUGAUAGUCCAGUCAAAUCACUAUAAGUACAUGGUCCUGAUCAAAGUAAUCGCAAUAGAGUUUUUUUCAGUGGUAAAGUGUGUGAAAAGUUGUUCUGAUUAACAUUUUAAAAAUCCCAAAAAAUCCCUUCGGUGGAAUAUGGUGAAAAUCAAGUUUUUCUUACUUCUACCUAUAGAAAACCAUUGCGGACAAAAUGUUGAAAUUUUGAAAUUACUUUUUUGCAAAUAUAACAUGCAUCAUUGGAAAGCUUAGAAAAAAACUAAAAUAUAGAUCAUUAAACGGUUGCGUUGCUUUUGCCUAAAAAUUAUUUCAAAAUUUGAACAUUCUGUCCACAAUGAUUUAAUUUUCUAUAGGUAGAAGUAAGAAAAACUUGAAUUUCACCAUGUUCCACCGAGGGGAUUUUUUUUUUAAUUUUUAGUAUGUUAAUCGGGACACCUUCCCUCACAUUUUACCACUGAGAAAAAUUCUAUUGCAAUUUCUUUGACCUCUGGUCACAGAUUGACUUCCUGGACUAUGAGCAGUAUCAUACAGCAGAUAUUUGUCAGUCUGAGUAGUCUCACAGCUUGUGAACAAGAUGCUCUCACACUGUUUGUUGCCAAGUCUGAAACAAGUUGUUAUCAUCUUGCAAUAAGGUUAACAGACUCGCAACAAGUUGUUCCAACAAUUAUCGUCUGCACAUAAGUGCAGUGCUCUCACAAUCAAAUUUUCGAAUUCCUUAGAAAAAGCUCGAAAAUUCCUCAGAUUUCCUUAAAAUUCUUUAAAUUGGUAAAAUUACUACAAGGCCUGAUCACAUAGUUGCAAAAAGUGGUUUUUUCACCUGAUUUACCUGAAUUUUUUAUUUGAUUUACCUGAUUUACCGUAUUUUUUGAAAAUUUGAAGUUUCUAGACCGUCGGAAAUGGCAUUUUUAGAGUUUUUCCUACCCAAUAUUUUAGUAUUGCCUAACAAUGAAGAUAAGUAUUGCUACUUUCAGUUUAAUGGGAAAUUGAGAAAACUUUGGAAAUUUGGAGUCUCCAGAUCGUCAGAAAGGGUAUUUCGCAAUUGUCUCCCUGCCACAACACAUCUCAACGUCUUUAAUUUGUUUGAUUGUUAACUCCAAUUCAGAUUAGAGAGUUCACUUUUUUAUGCCCUGAGAAUUACCUGAAUUUACCUGAAAAUCUACAGGAUAUCUACCUGAAAUUGUUCAUGAGCAAUAUUAGGGGUGUUGCCCCCUCCCUCCCCCGUUCGCUAGGGUCCUGAGAACUUAGAAAAUCUGUAGAUUUCAGAAGAAACAGCAUACACUGACAUUAACUUUUGAGAAUUUUAAUGGAAAGACAGCCAUAUGUACAUUUACGACAUAAAGAAAAUACGAAUAUAUGUAAUUAUGUGCAUAUAAUGUUGCUACUUUCAAGUUUAAAUCUCAUUUGCGUGGCGUGGUUAUUCUCCGUCAAAACGUUUUUAGGCCAGGAUAAAAUGUUUUGGAAAUUCCUUAAAAAAAUCCUCAAAAACCUGAAUUCCUUAAAAAAAUCCUUAAAACUCUUCAAAAUUCCUAUUUUUAAGGAUAAUUCCUUAAAAGUGAGAGCACUGCAUAAGUGUCAUAACUAAUCUCGUACCCAGAGCAAUGCCUGUGCGCGGGCUAGGAUGGCAAUUGGCUCUGGGGAAAUUGACAACCGGAACCCCUAAAUUUAGGGGUUCCGGUUCUUUGUCGGCAUGCACGAUUGAUAAACGUCAAGCCAAUCACAGCACAGGAAAAAUUCAAUUUCCCCAGAGCCAAUGCCAUCCUAGCCCGCGCACAGGCAUUGCUCUGGGUACGAGAUUGUGUCAUAACAAGUUGUUAACAAGCUCCGGUAGCAACUUGUUACGAACGUCAUGCAACUUGUUGUCGACGUCAUGCAACAAGAUGGUAAAAACUCAUUCCAGACUUGUCACAACAACUGGGAACAGAUAGUGCAAACACAUUCUGAUAUCGACUUGACAACAACUAGUACUUGUUAUAUAACUUAUGCAUUGCGUACAAUUCCCAAUGCUCAUUAUAUGCUUAGUGGCGCCGUGGCGCAUUUUGGAAUGGAAAGUUAAAUUAAUAAUAUUUUGGGGGUUCUUGGGGCAUGGCUCCUCCGGGAAAAAUGUGAAGUUUCAGUCUCUGAAACGACAUUUCCUGCGCAUUGUGAGAAAUACAAUCGUCGUAAUAAAUCGCCUUUUACAGUAUCAACUAUUGAUUUCAGAAUACUUGAAGGUUUAAUUCAUUAGGAGACAUAGUCACGCAGAGAUUCAUAGUAAUAAGAACAAAGACCAGUAGAUUCUAUCAAUAAAUGCCCGCAAGAUACGCAACACUUUCUGCCAACAAUCCCCAAUUUUUCAUUGGAUUUGAAUGAACCUAAAAUUACGGCGGCACCACUGUAUAUGCUGUGCACAAAUGAACAAUUUUAAAUGCAACGAGAAAGAGAGUAUUUUUUUUAUAAAGAAUUAAAGAUGAACUUGCGGAACACAAAGCGAUAUAAAGGUGCUAGGUUUAAGUUUAUGAUGACAUGCAUUUAGUAUUAUUUGCAUAGAUAACAAAAAUAUUUCAAACUUGGUCGAUAGUUCGUCGCCAAGAUCUUAGACUUCCUGUUAUACUCGUGGUAACUGUAAAAUGUCAAACUUUCCUAUUUUCUUUCUAGAAACAGAAAUCCUACUUUGGAUUUGGCAAGAGAAGCUGCGGUUGUGCAGAAGGCUUGGAAUGUGAGAUCAAGAAAGGUGGAAAGUUUUUCCAUCGCUAUCGAUAUGGGAAGUGUAGCACUACUGAGGGCUCGGGAGAUAUGAUCUAAAAUUGCUUCGGAUUACUUAAAUUAAAUGCAAGGAAAUAUAGCGUGUAGAUCAUUGCUGAAUUAAAAAUGUCGUGAU
Molecule: messenger RNA, 9611 nt
Organism: Paramuricea clavata
Lineage: Eukaryota; Metazoa; Cnidaria; Anthozoa; Malacalcyonacea; Plexauridae
Source: the annotation of a GenBank genome assembly